AUGUUGUGCCCGUGGCAGUUUGUAUUCAAGCCUCGUGCUGCUAAGAACCAGUCCUCUGAAGAGAAGGAUAUCAAUAAUAACGUGGAGAAAAAUAGGGACAUCCACAGCUUAAAAAAUGAUGAAGCCAAAUUAUAUGAUCUAAGCAAGAAGCGAACAGAGAUGCCGCCUAUCAUAACUUCAGCAAAGAACCCUGCCCCAAAUGGUAUGAAAGCCUCAAACCAAAUAUCAAGAUGUCCGAGACACGUAAAAGUAAGAAACUUGGAAAAUGGAUCCAGCUUUCUUGACACGCUACACCUGACGGCAAAGGAGGUUAUCAACUGCAGGACCAAAGCCUGCCAAGGGGCACUCAUGACCCCAAAGGGCCUGGUGAAAGGUACUAGAGAUGGGCCAGUUCCACCAGCAGAGCUUUUACCUCAAGCAAUAGAGUUUAUCAAGCAAUACUACAAUUCAUUUAAAGAGCCAAAAAUAGAAGAACACCUGGAGCGACUGGAAACAGUGACCAAGGAGAUAGAAACAACAGGAACCUACCAUCUGACGAAGGAUGAACUGAUCUUUGCUGCCAAACAGGCCUGGAGGAAUGCGCCUAGGUGUAUUGGGAGAAUCCAGUGGUCCAAUCUGCAGGUAUUUGAUGCACGUGACUGCAAAACAGCGAAGGAAAUGUUUGAGCAUAUCUGUCGUCAUAUUCAGUAUGCCACAAACAAUGGAAAUAUAAGAUCAGCCAUCACUAUCUUCCCCCAGAGAACUGAUGGGAAACACGAUUUCCGUGUUUGGAACAGCCAGCUCAUCCGAUACGCUGGAUAUCAAAUGCCAGAUGGGUCUAUUGUAGGAGACCCGGCCAGUGUGGAGUUCACACAGUUGUGCAUUGAGCUUGGGUGGAAGCCGAAAUAUGGCCGCUUUGAUGUAGUUCCACUUGUUCUCCAAGCAAAUGGCCAAGACCCAGAAAUAUUUGAAUACCCGCCAGAAAUUGUCCUCGAAGUGCCAAUGGAACAUCCAAAGUAUGAAUGGUUUAAGGAGUUAGAUCUGAAGUGGUACGCGCUGCCUGCUGUUGCCAACAUGCUUCUUGAGGUGGGAGGCCUGGAAUUUACUGGGUGUCCUUUCAACGGCUGGUACAUGGGGACGGAGAUAGGAGUGCGAGACUUCUGUGAUGUGCAGCGAUACAACAUCCUGAAGGAGGUAGGAAGAAGAAUGGGGCUGGAAACAAACAAACUUUCGUCGUUAUGGAAAGACCGAGCUGUUGUGGAGAUAAAUGUGGCUGUGCUUCAUAGCUUCCAAAAACAAAAUGUGACUAUCAUGGAUCACCACUCAGCUGCGGAGUCCUUCAUGAAAUACAUGCAGAAUGAGUACCGUGCGCGAGGAGGCUGCCCGGCUGACUGGGUGUGGAUUGUACCUCCUAUGUCAGGGAGCAUAACCCCCGUGUUCCACCAGGAGAUGUUGAACUAUGUUCUCACUCCUUUCUAUUACUACCAGGUGGAUGCAUGGAAAACACAUAUCUGGCAUGAUGAGACCCGGAGGCCAAAGAAAAAAGAAAUAAAGUUUAGCGUCUUGGCAAAGGCCAUACUCUUUGCAUCUUCACUCAUGCACCAAACAAUGGCAACCAGAUCCAAGGUCACUGUAAUCUUUGCAACAGAGACUGGGAAAUCUGAAACACUAGCCAACAAUCUGUGCAGCUUGUUCAACUGUGCCUUCAACACUAAGAUUCUGUGCAUGGAUGAGUACAACAUCUGUGACCUCGAAAAAGAAACACUUCUUUUAGUGGUUACUAGCACUUUCGGAAAUGGAGAUUCCCCAAAUAACGGAAAGACCUUGAAGAACUCCUUGCUCACCCUGAAAUUACUGAGAAAAAAAAUCAGAUAUGCUGUGUUUGGUUUGGGGUCCAGCAUGUAUCCAGAGUUCUGUGCCUUUGCUCAUGCCAUUGACCAAAAACUGGCCCAACUAGGGGCUUCUCAGCUCACUCCAGUGGGUGAAGGAGAUGAGCUUAAUGGGCAAGAAGAAGCCUUUCGCACGUGGGCAGUUAGUGCAUUCAAGACUGCCUGUGACAUUUUUAACAUCCGUGGGAAAAACAGUAUUCAGUUGCCCAAGGUAUAUACCUCUGAUGAAAGCUGGGAUCCUAAGAAUUACAGGAUAGUGCAUGACUCUCAAACCAUGGACUUGGCCAAAGCGCUUGCAAACAUUCAUGCCAAGGAUAUAAUUCCCAUGAAGCUGAAAUUCAGACAGAAUCUUCAAAGUUUAAAAUCCAGUCGUGCUACCAUUCUAGUUAAGCUUUCCUGUGAGACUAAUCAGGAAGUGCGCUACCUGCCCGGAGAACAUAUUGGGAUUUUCCCAGGCAACCAGCCAGAAUUAGUCCAUGGCGUCAUUGCACAUGUCAAGGAUGCCCCUCCAGCUGAUCAGACUAUCAGGCUUGAAACCUGCGCUGAUGGUGGCUACUGGACAAAGGACAAAAAGAUUCCAGCCUGCACACUCCCCGAGGCUUUAACAUACUUGCUUGAUAUCACUACUCCACCCUCCCAACAACUGCUGAGAAAACUCUCCCAGCUGGUAACAGCAGCAGGAGACAGACAGAGACUAGAAGUUUUGUGUCAGAGCACAGAAGAAUACAAUAAAUGGAAGUUUUACAACAGCCCGAACAUCCUGGAGGUCCUGGAGGAGUUUCCUUCUGCUGAGGUCUCAACAGCUUUCUUACUGACUCAGCUGCCGCUUCUGAAACCCAGGUACUAUUCUGUCAGCUCCUCCUGUGACAUGACACCCAGAGAGAUUCAUCUGACAGUGGCAGUUGUAAACUACAAGACAAGAGAUGGACAAGGGCCUUUGCACCAUGGAGUUUGCAGCACAUGGCUGAAUACAGUAGCUCUCAAUGAAACAGUUCCAUGCUUUAUACGCAGUGCUAAGGGAUUCCAGCUCCCAGAGGAACCAAGCAAGCCGUGCAUUCUGAUCGGCCCAGGAACAGGAAUUGCUCCCUUCAGAAGUUUCUGGCAGCAGCGUCUCUAUGACUUGGAACAGAAAGGGAUCAAAGGUGGUGACAUGACGUUACUGUUUGGCUGCCGGCAGCCAGACGUGGAUCACAUCUACAAAGAAGAAACUGAGGAAAUGAAGAGGAAGGGAGUCCUGAACGAGGUCUAUGCAGCUUACUCCAGGCAGCCUGGCCAAGCUAAAGUCUAUGUUCAAGACAUUCUUCAAAGCAAGUUGGAGACCAAAGUGUGCAACCUCUUGCAUAAGGAGGAAGGGCAUCUGUACGUCUGUGGAGACGUACGCAUGGCCAGGGAUGUUGCUCAGACUGUGAAAGGGAUGCUGGCAAAACACCUGCACCUCAGUGAGCCGCAGGCAGAGGAGUACUUCUUCCAGCUGAAGAGCCAGAAGCGAUACCAUGAAGAUAUUUUUGGGGCUGUAUUCCCACAUGAGGUCAAAAGAGGUGAAAGAGCUUUGCAACCCACCAGUCCAAGAACGACUCAACAGAAGAUUUAG
This is a messenger RNA of Opisthocomus hoazin, 3459 nucleotides long. The record is from RefSeq and is a predicted model, not a curated record. Lineage: Eukaryota; Metazoa; Chordata; Aves; Opisthocomiformes; Opisthocomidae.